AGGACGCCCUUUACGCUGCCUCAACUCAUCCGCUCCCACCCCCUGCCCGUCGCUGCUCAGACGCUCUCCCUUUUCUCGCUUUUUUCGUCGCCUCUAUGCAUAUAUGCGUUCGCUGACAUUCUCUUGGAUCCUGUGCUUCCUGCCUUCUGUCGCUAAGGCCUUUUCUUUCUCGUUCGGUACCCCGACGCAAUGCGAUGACCUCACCGUGACAUGGACAGGCGGAACUGCACCUUUCCAGCUUUCCUUCAUUCCUGUUUUCGGUACACCUCGCAAUAUUUCCAUUCCUUCUUCAGCCUUUAGCGAUGGCAAAGGGUCGUACCAAACGCAGGUUCCCUUCGAAAGCAAUCAUAAGAUAGCAGUGGUCAUGUCUGAUGCAACCGGGUUCGGAUCUGGAGGCGUCUCAGAAUUAAUCGCGGUGGGGAAAUCUGUGGGGAAUAAGCAAUGCAAUACGACCGACCCUGGUGUAGCAUUUGAAUAUCAGCUGAAUACAGCCCUGCAACAGUGCCGUCCGUAUACAUUCAGUGCUUACUCGGGCGCCGUACAACCUGUAACGAUCAUGGGUCUCGUUCCUGGAGGACAAAUAUUCUAUCUACAUCCACCAACAGGCCCGACAUCAUUCGACUGGGUCGCAGAUGCUGGGGCGGGCACGUCCUUAAUUUUCGUUAUGACGGAUUCCGCGGGCCGGCAAGGCGGCAGCUCAGACGUGCAGAUUGUCGGUAUAUCGGACGACACGUCCUGCAUUAAUUCGAACUCUCCGACUUCUACAGCGAACCCCCCUUCGGCUACAUCGGCCACAGCAAGUCCGACCGCAAGUGCUAGCACUACCGCCGGCUCCGGUGCAAGCACUACCUCUGCCCCACCAGCGGCUUCCACUACUGCGAGCUCUGGGACCGUGUCUGCGGGCGUGAUUGCGGGUGUCGUGAUUGGAGGACUGAUCGCAGCCGCCAUCAUUGCCACUCUGCUCCUGUUCUUCCUGAGGAACCGUCGAAACAGAUGGCCGUACUCAGCACGGCGUGAUUCGCACAGGCUAGACUCCGUCGAUCUAGCGGAGCCCGUGUCACAGCAGAUCUCUCCUUAUCCGUACACGCCCAGUACCGCGCAUAUGCCACACAGCUCAGCACCUUCAGAGGCGGCGUUCUUCGACCCUCGGGACGGUACCUCGGCGUCCUACCCCGUUCCACCCAUGCCUGGCCAUGAUAAUGCCUCAUAUAACCCCUACGCACCGUCCACGGCGUCUCAGCUAGAGACUCCUGUAACUACCGAAGGCUCGCGAAGGCAGAGGCACCAGUCACAGCACUCUAUGUCCUCCGCGGGUCGUAGAAAGGCCGCCAUGGCUGGUGUCACAUCGUAUCAACCGCCUCCACGAUUUAUCCUGCAUAAUGAUCUCGAGGAAAUUAUGCCGGAUGAGAAUGGGGUGGUGGAGUUGCCGCCACAAUACAGCGAGGCUCGUAAGCCGAUAGCUGGGCUUGCACCACAGGUUGGUGUCCAGGCUUCCUCCUCUGCUGCCACGGAGCAAGAGCAGCCACCAACUACCCCUCCAGGCCUAGACCCUCUUCGUUCGCCACCUCAUGGCUGACCCGACCGCUUUUAUAAGCGAAGGGCACUGUAUCAAGUCCAGCGGACUGUUUGGUUCUAGCACCCUUCCACUCCUUGCGCGUUUUGUACGAGGAACGCCAUAUAUUUACAAUAUUUAUUCACUUCCCUCCGCUGACCCGCUCGUUCAUGGCAUUGUCUGUAUUCUCUUCCGAGCAACACGCAUUGAUGCGUACCGGUUGCAGGAUAUGUACCCGAUAGUUUACAAGGAUGUUGUCAACAUCGUUGUCGAAUCACAACAUAUCUCGAUCCGAAA
Gloeophyllum trabeum ATCC 11539 is the source of this 1849-nucleotide messenger RNA. RefSeq lists its product as uncharacterized. The coding region runs from base 104 to 1576 and encodes 490 amino acids. The transcript has 6 exons. Lineage: Eukaryota; Fungi; Basidiomycota; Agaricomycetes; Gloeophyllales; Gloeophyllaceae. The record is from RefSeq and is a predicted model, not a curated record.